Scutellospora calospora is the source of this 264-nucleotide messenger RNA. The record is from the annotation of a GenBank genome assembly. Lineage: Eukaryota; Fungi; Glomeromycota; Glomeromycetes; Diversisporales; Gigasporaceae.
CUUGUAGCAUUUGACAAAAUACAAAUAGAAGGUUCAGAAAUUAAAGAUUUUAGUAUUCUUGAUGCUAUUAAUACUACUUCUGAACUAAAAGAGAUCGGUAUGCCAGCAGAUGAAUCAAAAGUUGAAAAUAAAAUUGAUGACUCUAUAGAUGCAAAUGAAUUUAUAAACAUUGAUGCUGAUAUUGCUUUUGAGAUGCUAUCUGAUAAUGAUAUAAUCUGCAAUAUUGAGAGUAAGAAUAACCAUCUUACUGAAGAAAAAUAUUAG